This is a messenger RNA of Exaiptasia diaphana, 1527 nucleotides long. Its product is annotated as leukocyte elastase inhibitor-like. The transcript has a single exon. The record is from RefSeq and is a predicted model, not a curated record. Gene Ontology annotation, molecular function: serine-type endopeptidase inhibitor activity. Bases 16 to 1257 code for a protein of 413 amino acids. NCBI's taxonomy places the organism in Eukaryota, Metazoa, Cnidaria, Anthozoa, Actiniaria, Aiptasiidae.
AAUUCUGAAUCGGUGAUGAGAUACUCUUUCAAUAAUAUUUGCAUUACGAAAGUGUUGGCAGGGCUAUCGCUUUCUUGUCUUGCCUCUUUACUCCUUCCAACGAUGGCACAAUCUCCUCUUUUCAAGGUGACAGCAAGCAAGUUUUCUCUUCAUCUCCAUGAAAUCCUUMGAUCUGGCGAUCUUGAGCAAAAUCUGUUUUACUCUCCAUCAAGCAUUCUUGUUGCUCUUGCAAUGACUUAUCUUGGUGCUCGGGGCAACACAGCAAAACAAAUGAUCACUUCUUUCCACCUUGACGAAAUACCAGAAGACCAAAUCAAACAAGAGUUCCACAGUUUUCUUGAGUCUCUGAGWAAGAGCAACGCGAAUGGAAACCACAUAGCAAUGGCCAACAGAUUGUUUGCACAGAUGGGAUUUGAAAUCGUGCAGAAGUUUCAAGAGGAAACUAGCCAGUUCUUCAAUGCUCAGUUAGCUAUGGUCGACUAURUGAAAAAUGCUGAUGRAGCCAGAAGGGAAGUSAACGAAUGGGUAGAAAAGCAAACGAAUGGAAAAAUUSAAAAUCUAAUYCCGGAUGGUCUUUUUACCCCACUAACACGACUUACACUGGUGAAUGCUGUUUACUUCAAAGGCUCCUGGAUGAAUCGCUUUGACCCUAAUGGGACACACACAGGGCAGUUCCAUGUGACACCCUCCAAAGAAAUCACUGUGCAAAUGAUGUACCAGUCUGAGGAAUUCAAGUAUUUUGAAGAUCAAGACUUAAACUGCCARAYCAUUGAACUUCCUUAYUCAGGAAAGAAGAUGUCCAUGAUUGUCUUCUUGCCAAAUGAGGUUGAUGGUCUGACUAAACUAGAGCAGUCUCUCAAUUAUGAUAGGCUUGGUCAAGCAUUGAGCAAUCUCAAAGCUACCCAGCCUGAAGAAGUGGAAGUCACUUUACCCAAGUUUAAACUAACUGAUGAGUUUUCAUUGAARGAARURUUAAACAARAUGGGUGCUGUUGACAUGUUUACUCAAGGUCAGGCAGAUUUUUCUGGAAUCAGUACCAGUGAGCAAUUACAUGUCUCCGAGGUAGUCCACAAGGCUUUUGUUGAUGUUAAUGAAGAAGGGACAGAGGCUGCAGCUGCAACUGGUGUUGGAAUAAUGGCAAUGAGCAUGCCAAUGAAUCCAGUGUUCAAUGCUGAUCAUCCAUUCUUAUUUCUGRUUCAUCACAAUGACAGUGGUGCUAUACUCUUCCUUGGAARAGUGGCCAAACCACAGCAAUAGACAGAUGCAAKCAACUAGGCAUGCUACCAAUGAUAAUAAUUAAGAUAGCUAAUUGUGCAAAAAUGGAAAAUGAUUUUAAUUGAAUUUUGUAUCAAUAAAAGUACAAGUAUAUGAAACAAUAUUUUCAUACUAGAAAAGGAACUAAAAUAAUGUAAAUCAUGCACCUUCUUCAUAGAGUUUAUGAGUAGAUAUGACAAGUUGUACAUGUUGUGCCGUGCCAAAGAAAAAUAAUAAAUUUAGAGAUAAAAGUAAAACUACACAUAAAUUUGA